Tripterygium wilfordii is the source of this 2250-nucleotide messenger RNA. Its product is annotated as ERAD-associated E3 ubiquitin-protein ligase HRD1B. The coding region runs from base 236 to 1831 and encodes 531 amino acids. The record is from RefSeq and is a predicted model, not a curated record. Lineage: Eukaryota; Viridiplantae; Streptophyta; Magnoliopsida; Celastrales; Celastraceae. The transcript is spliced from 8 exons.
UGAAGACUUCAGCGCUGUACUAUUGUUGGGGAGCCGGGUUCUACUUACGGGGAUUACAAAGCCACAAGGACACCUGUCUUCUAGCUAUUGGUUAUGUUGACGCGUACUACUUGUGCAUUUGCUGGCAUCUAUUGUGCGGCCUACUCUCUACGUUCCAAAUCUCGCCCCGUACAAUAGUAGACAACACCCACACCGACGAGGCUCUCUUUUUGCUGUUGAAGAGCAUAAAGUGAAGAUGAUGAGGCUGCGCACUUAUGCGGGGCUCAGUUUCGUUGCAACUCUAGCAGUUAUAUAUCAUGCCUUCAGUAGUAGAGGACAGUUUUACCCAGCCACAGUUCAUCUAUCAACCUCCAAGAUUAGUUUGGUGCUUCUACUCAAUAUGGGCCUGGUUGUAAUGUGCAUCUUGUGGCAAUUAACCAAAAAAAUAUUUCUGGGAUCUCUCCGGGAAGCUGAAGUUGAGAGGUUGAAUGAGCAAUCAUGGAGAGAGGUCAUGGAAAUCCUCUUUGCCAUCACUAUCUUUCGGCAGGACUUUUCUGUGAUGUUUCUUGCGAUGGUCACAGCUCUUUUGUUUAUUAAGGCAUUGCAUUGGUUGGCUCAGAAGCGGGUUGAGUACAUUGAGACAACUCCUUCAGUUCCAAUGCUAUCGCAUGUUCGGAUUGUUUCUUUUAUAGGCUUUCUUCUUCUUGUCGAUAGUCUCUUUUUGUACAGUAAUAUCAAGUAUUUGAUGCAAACGAGGCAAGCUUCAGUGUCGCUCUUCUUCUCAUUUGAGUAUAUGAUACUUGCAACAACAACAGUGUCAACAUUCAUUAAGUAUGUUUUCUAUGUGGGUGACAUGCUGAUGGAUGGACAAUGGGAAAAAAAGGCUGUCUACACCUUUUACUUGGAACUAAUACGAGACUUGCUUCACUUGUCUCUGUACCUCUGCUUCUUCCUUGUGAUUUUUAUGAACUAUGGUGUGCCUUUGCACCUGAUAAGAGAGCUCUAUGAGACAUUUAGGAAUUUCAAGAUUCGUGUUGCUGAUUACAUUCGCUAUAGGAAGAUCACUUCAAAUAUGAAUGAUCGAUUUCCAGAUGCUUCUCCUGAAGAGCUUAAUGCAAGUGAUGCAACCUGCAUCAUUUGCCGUGAAGAGAUGACUACAGCCAAGAAAUUAAUUUGCGGGCAUCUCUUUCAUGUGCAUUGCCUCCGGUCAUGGCUAGAACGACAACAUACUUGUCCUACAUGUAGAGCCCUAGUUGUACCAUCUGAAAAUGGGACUAGCACAUCCCGGGAGCAACAAGGAUCCAGGUCAGAUGGUCAACAAGGGACAAGCACGGCAAGUUCAGGUGCCCAGGUAUCGGCUGUUGGUUCGUCUGAUAACUUGAGCCGGCAUCAGGCCAGACUUCAAGCUGCUGCUGCGGCUGCAUCAGUAUAUGAAAAAUCUUAUGUCUAUCCUUCAGCAAACACACUAGUUUGGUCUCCUGGAUAUGCUAUGUUUCCUAAGGCUAAUAAUUCGGAUGAUUCUACAAAUAAGGAAUCUAGUGGAGAUCAACUUUCUGUUGGACAAAGCCAACAGUCCUUUAGAGUUUCUGGUGGACCUGUAAACAUAUCACUUCAACAAUUUCCGUCCUUUGUUUUUGUCCCCUUUCAGACUCCUAGUAACAAUUUAUCUUUUGAAGAGAGGAUGAGUAGCGACCCAAAUAUGCCAGGCUCUCCAUUAGAAGCUCAUAAAAAGUUAUUGCAGUCCCAAAUUGAGGUCCAACAGGUCCUGCAGAACCAACUCAAACUCUUAGAGAAGGCAAAAGCUGAGGAAAGCGUGCACAUAGCAAAGGGAAAAGGUGUUGCCCCAUCGUAAUCUGUUUCUGACUGUUAAUCAUUUUGGGGAUAAGACUGGCUGAUAUGUGAUGAUGCAUACUUGCCCACACAAAUUAGAUUUACAGCAUCAAAUACUUCUAAAGACACCCAUUGGAAAAAAAGUAAAACAGAUUACCAUAUUAAGGACUAAGGUUAGCAUUGCCACCAGUCCCCAGCUGCUCUCCUCUCUCCCUGUGAUCUAUCAAUUUUCAUUGCAGGACUACUAAUUUGUGAUGACAUUGGUUUUUGCUUCAGUGUAUGUGGGAUGAUUUUUGCUGUAAUUCUCUUUUUCGUUUGUGGUGCCAUUGAACUCAUCUUGGUUGAUGAGAAGAUGUGUUAGGUCUAAUCUAUAGUUCGUCCCUGGAGAAACACAAGACAUUCAAUCAUGCAAAUUUAUUGUGAUGAGAAACUUCCAUGUAA